This is a messenger RNA of Sorex fumeus (smoky shrew), 1738 nucleotides long. It is a transcript of the gene PFKFB3, whose product is annotated as 6-phosphofructo-2-kinase/fructose-2,6-biphosphatase 3. Gene Ontology annotation, biological process: fructose 2,6-bisphosphate metabolic process; fructose metabolic process. Gene Ontology annotation, cellular component: cytosol. Bases 17 to 1597 code for a protein of 526 amino acids. The transcript is spliced from 17 exons. NCBI's taxonomy places the organism in Eukaryota, Metazoa, Chordata, Mammalia, Eulipotyphla, Soricidae. Gene Ontology annotation, molecular function: fructose-2,6-bisphosphate 2-phosphatase activity; ATP binding; 6-phosphofructo-2-kinase activity. The record is from RefSeq and is a predicted model, not a curated record.
CGCGCAGCUGGCGAAGAUGCCCUUGGAACUAACCCAGAGCCGGGUGCAGAAGAUCUGGAUCCCGGUGGACCACCGGCCCUCGCUGCCCAGAUCCUGCGGGCCCAAGCUGACCAACUCGCCUACGGUCAUCGUCAUGGUGGGCCUCCCAGCACGCGGCAAGACCUACAUCUCCAAGAAGCUCACACGCUACCUCAACUGGAUCGGGGUCCCCACGAAAGUGUUCAACGUGGGCGAGUACCGCCGUGAGGCUGUUAGACACUUCAGCUCCUACGACUUCUUCCGGCCUGACAACGAGGAGGCCAUGAGAGUGCGCAAGCAGUGUGCUCUCGCCGCGCUGAGAGAUGUGAGGACCUACCUGACGCAGGAGGGGGGCCAGAUUGCAGUGUUUGAUGCCACCAACACGACCAGGGACAGGCGACAAAUGAUCCUUCACUUUGCCAAAGAAAAUGAUUUCAAGGUGUUCUUCAUCGAGUCUGUGUGUGAUGACCCCACCGUAGUGGCCUCCAACAUCAUGGAAGUGAAGCUGUCCAGCCCCGAUUACCGGGACUGCAACUCAGCAGAGGCCAUGGAUGACUUCAUGAAGAGGAUCAGCUGCUACGAGGCCAGCUACCAGCCCCUGGACCCUGACAAGCAUGACAGGGAACUAUCCUUCAUCAAGGUGAUUGAUGUCGGCCGGCGGUUCCUGGUGAACCGGGUCCAGGAUCAUAUCCAGAGCCGCAUUGUGUACUACCUGAUGAACAUCCACGUGCAGCCCCGUACCAUCUACCUGUGCCGGCACGGCGAGAGUGAGCACAACCUCCAGGGCAAGAUUGGGGGAGACUCGGGCCUAUCCAGCAGGGGCCGCAAGUUUGCUGGCGCACUGAGCAAAUUUGUGGAGGAGCAGAACUUGAAGGAUCUGAAGGUGUGGACGAGCCAGCUGAAGAGCACCAUCCAGACGGCGGAGGCCCUGCAGCUGCCCUAUGAGCAGUGGAAGGCGCUCAACGAGAUCGACGCGGGCGUCUGCGAGGAGAUGACCUAUGAGGAGAUCCAGGCCACGUACCCUGAGGAGUACGCGCUGCGGGAGCAGGACAAGUACUACUACCGCUACCCGACGGGCGAGUCCUACCAGGACCUGGUGCAGCGGCUGGAACCCGUCAUCAUGGAGCUCGAGCGGCGGGAGAAUGUGCUGGUCAUCUGCCACCAGGCCGUGCUGCGCUGCCUCCUGGCCUACUUCUUGGACAAGAGUGCAGAGGAGAUGCCUUUCCUGAAGUGUCCCCUUCACACUGUCCUCAAACUGACCCCCGUUGCCUAUGGCUGCCGUGUCGAGUCCGUCUACCUGAAUGUGGGGUCGGUGAGCACCCACAGGGACAGGCCUGAGGAUGCAAAGAAGGGGCCUAACCCACUGAUGAGGCGCAAUAGUGUCACCCCGCUAGCCAGCCCCGAGCCCACCAAAAAGCCUCGCAUCGACAGCAUGGGGGAGCCUGCGGCUUCUGCCUCGGCUGCCCUGCCUGCCUGCCUGUCCCCGGAGGCGCCCACGCAGCUGCCUGGCCACCCCUUGCUAGGGAAGGCCUGCCUGCGAACUGUCUGUCACUUUUUCUCAAAGUUCUCUCCUUACUGAGAGGGACAGAACCUGCAGGACGUCCAGAGCAGUGGCCCUUCCUGGCCCCGCUGAGCGGCCACCGCCCGGCCCGGCCCGUCUCUGCAGCUUCGCUACAGCCCCUCCGCCCCACGCCCACCCUUGCUCCUGAGCUGAGGGCUG